GCCGGGGGUGGGGAGGAGCCGAGGGUUUCGGUGUGAGCUCGGCGGCCGGGUGAUUCGGGGCGUUCGGCGCGCCCUUCACUGAAGCGGCAGUGGCCGGGCUGGGAGCGGGGAGUGGGAAGCGACGGCGCGGCUGGAAAAUGCCGGUCCAUUCCCGAGGGGAUAAGAAGGAGACGAAUCAUCAUGAUGAGAUGGAGGUGGACUACGCGGAGAACGAGGGGAGCAGCUCCGAAGACGAGGACACCGAGAGCUCGUCGGUCUCCGAGGAUGGGGACAGCUCAGAGAUGGAUGAUGAAGACUGUGAAAGGAGAAGGAUGGAGUGUUUAGAUGAAAUGUCCAAUCUGGAGAAACAGUUUACGGAUCUCAAAGACCAACUUUAUAAAGAACGGUUGAGUCAGGUGGAUGCAAAACUCCAAGAAGUCAUAGCUGGAAAAGCACCAGAGUAUUUGGAACCACUGGCAACUUUACAAGAAAACAUGCAGAUUCGUACAAAGGUGGCAGGAAUCUAUAGAGAGCUCUGCUUAGAAUCUGUGAAGAACAAAUAUGAAUGUGAAAUCCAGGCUUCUCGCCAGCAUUGUGAGAGUGAAAAGCUUUUGUUAUAUGAUACAGUCCAGAGUGAGCUUGAGGAGAAGAUAAGAAGGCUUGAGGAGGACAGGCACAGCAUCGACAUUACCUCAGAGCUGUGGAAUGAUGAACUCCAGUCAAGGAAAAAGAGGAAGGACCCUUUCAGCCCCGACAAAAAGAAGCCGGUCGUCGUUUCAGGUCCAUAUAUAGUUUAUAUGCUGCAGGAUCUUGAUAUUCUUGAGGACUGGACAACAAUUAGGAAGGCAAUGGCUACAUUGGGUCCACACCGAGUUAAGACAGAACCACCCGUGAAACUGGAAAAACAUCUGCACAGUGCUAGAUCUGAAGACGGAAGACUGUAUUAUGAUGGUGAAUGGUAUAUUCGUGGACAAACAAUAUGUAUUGAUAAAAAAGAUGAAUGUCCUACAAGUGCUGUAAUUACAACAAUUAACCAUGAUGAAGUUUGGUUUAAGAGGCCUGAUGGAAGCAAAUCUAAGCUUUACAUUUCACAGCUACAGAAAGGAAAAUACUCAAUUAAACAUUCGUAAUCACAAUUUAAGUGUUACCCAAAUCUACCUUAUUAGUGUUACCAAGUGUAAUGUGCCAUGGGAGCCAAGAAAAUGUAUUCAGCAGCAUUAUAUCUUCAUCAAGUCAGGAGAGAACGUGUCUUUUAGGUAGUACUCUCAGUAGACCCCAUAUUGGUAAGUCAUUAAGAAAAAUAGUGAUAAAAUUUAAUCAUGACCAUCACAUUUAUUUACCUCUUAGGUCCAGUGGCCAACAGGUAUAUUUGGUAGGUAUUUUUUUCUCAGUUUUGUUUUAUUUUGUAUUUUAAUUAUGUGAGUGUAUCUCAUCUUUUAGUGAACUACAAACUACAGUUACCUGCAAUUUUAAAAUUUCCACACCUCUGUCACUCAUUAUGUUUGUAAAUAAGAUUGAUGAAAUAUUUCCUAUACAUGAUUUGUAUUAGUGCAUUAGUUUAAAUCAGAAUUGAAAUUUAUACAUAUGUCUGUGAGUAUGUAUAUAUGACGUCAUCAGCUUACUUAGAACUGUUGGCCCAACUGUACAAUCUUGUUUUACCCCAAAUUAAGCUGUUGGGUUUGAGAAGCAAAGGGAGCACUUUUAUAGACUGGAUUUCCUUCUCUUCUUCCUUGAUGGUGACCUCUUUUCCAGAUCAUAUUUGAGGGUUAUUAGCAUUGUGUCACAUGUGAACACACUGCUGCCUGUGUUUAUUGGAGCUUUUGGGGGGCAGGUGUCCCCACAUUGUUUUGAUAAUGCCCAGUGCCAGUGUGAGCAGUGGGUGGCAGUAUUGUGCUUUCUGCACACCUGAACUUGUGAAGAUUUUAGUAAGCAUUUUCCAGAGGCAAAACUAGAUCCUUAUUCUAAUUUUAUUGCUAGGGUGAAAUAGAGGUGGACACUUCGUUUGAAUCUAGCUGACCCCCCCAUUAGUAUUUCUUUUAAUUUUCCAUGUUUUUACACUUUAAGGCCAUUUGGUGCAAUUUAGAAAUGUUGGCCUCCCUUCCCUUAGCCAUUUCAAAAUUAACUUCCAAAGCCUCUGGAACCAUGUAGAAAACUGAAGCCCACAACCUAGUAUGUAUUUAGGGUACAACCAAAUCAAGUAUUCUGCGGGUCUCAUGCACUUUAAUGUCUGUUACAAUGGUAUUUAAGAGGACGAGGAGGAUUCACUUGUUAACACUCAGCGAAGGAGUCUCUGCAUGAUUCCGUUAGUUCCUUGAGAUUUUACCUCUGCAGAUAUCCUGCGCAGGUCACUACUUACAGUUGCCAAAUUGUAACCCGUUUGACCUUUGAAAUUUAGUAUCAGCAACGUUGUGCUGAUCAACCUUAGCGACUGUAUGUACUGUUGCAAUCCAGGAGCAUUUGACAGUACUUAUAAAUAUAUAUAUACAUAUAUAUAUAUAUAUGAUGUUUGAUAAACAUUUUUAAUGAGAUUUGUAUUUUUAAAUUUAGUAUGUAAUAAAAGGAAGUGUUUGAGUGUCA
Molecule: messenger RNA, 2556 nt
Organism: Mesocricetus auratus (golden hamster)
Lineage: Eukaryota; Metazoa; Chordata; Mammalia; Rodentia; Cricetidae
Gene: Brms1l
Product: BRMS1 like transcriptional repressor
Exons: 10
Coding region: 138-1109 (323 amino acids)
Biological process (GO): negative regulation of transcription by RNA polymerase II
Cellular component (GO): Sin3-type complex
Molecular function (GO): histone deacetylase binding
Source: RefSeq, a predicted model, not a curated record